AUGGCAGAUGGUGUAUCGUGGACACCAACUUCCUCAUUAGAGGAGGAACAUAUAGUACUUGAUGACUUAGUCGAUACCUUGGAUUAUGUUAAUGACUUAAAACCCAAUUAUACUCCCGUUGAGCACCCGACAGAGCCAUCCCUUUCCCUUUACUACACACUGGCUAGGCUAGUGCUUCUCAGUUCCGAGUACAAGCCCAAUGAGGAUGAGGAGGACACUGCCACCUCAGCAGAGACCUCACCACCUAGAUCACUCCUUCACACCAGUCGUAUAGGACACCCACAGGAGUCAUCCACUACACCUCCUCCUACCUUAGAUACCCCUGUGGAGCAUGUCAUCUCUCUUCUGGAGCCUUGCACCACCCAUCACUCAGACCGUAUUGGAGCGAUGGAUAGUGAGCUCUUCUUAUUAAGGAUAGUCGUAAUGCAGCUCAUGGAGAGGGUACAAUACUUGGAGGAGGAAAGCCAGUUAGUCCAGCUGAUGACACUUCUUAUAGUGUAUUGUUGUUCACAGUUUCCUUCUAUUUUUGGCCCUAGCAUGGUAGCUAAGAGGGAUAUGGAUACUUUUCUGUUAGGUUAG
Molecule: messenger RNA, 579 nt
Organism: Lactuca saligna
Lineage: Eukaryota; Viridiplantae; Streptophyta; Magnoliopsida; Asterales; Asteraceae
Source: the annotation of a GenBank genome assembly